Molecule: messenger RNA, 2294 nt
Organism: Onthophagus taurus
Lineage: Eukaryota; Metazoa; Arthropoda; Insecta; Coleoptera; Scarabaeidae
Gene: Sec10
Product: Exocyst complex component Sec10
Biological process (GO): exocytosis; Golgi to plasma membrane transport
Cellular component (GO): cytoplasm; exocyst
Source: RefSeq, a predicted model, not a curated record
AUGACAGCUGUCAAAAUAUACAUAACCUAAAAAAAUCUUGAUUUCUACAAGCUCUGUUUAUGAAAGUACUUAUUUAAAAUGAUGCAACAAUAUCUAAAAGAAUUAGAACAAGAACCAUUUGAUGCGGAAGAAUUCGUAGAAAGGUUAGCUUGGCGAACUAUUGCCGAAACGAAAGAAGGAGGAAACGAAGAGUUUAAUCCGGUGGUUUUACACGAUUCUUUCGUGCAAGCUAUAAAGGAUUUAACAUUACUUCAAGAACGGCAACAAAAAAAAUGUGAAAGAUUAGAGGCGCGUGUACAGGAUGAUGAGGCAAUAUUCAGGAAAGAAAUUCAUGGAUUAUUAGAUAGCAACAAGAAUGCUAUUGAUACAUUUCAAGAAUUAGAUGGUAAAAUAAACAUAGUUGGGGCGAAAGUUUUACAUUUAGGCGACCAAUUAGAUAAUAUAAACGCCCCGAGACAACGUGUGGUUGAAGCACAAAAAUUAAUGACUCAUUUAAACGGGUUUUUAUCUCCAAACAAUUAUUCUUCACCUUUAUUUGACGAUUCCACAAAUUUGACAGAGGUUGCUGAAAUUAUUCGAAAAUUGCAAAUUAUAUCUCAAGAUUUGCCAUCAGACAGGUUCGGUUCUAUAAUUAAACAGAUAAAAAAUCAAUAUGAUGAUGUUGAAAAGGCGUUAAUACAAGAUUUUCGAACGGCGCAAACUAAAAAUGAUUAUAAAAAAAUGAAAGAAAUUGCUGGGGUUUUAUCACAAUUUAAAAGCUAUUCGGAUUGUGUUGAUUCAUUCAUUGUUCAGAGUCAAAAGGGUUGUUUAUCAAAUAAAGAUGUGUUUCUUUAUAUGCUAAAUUUGUGCAAAAACAGCUAUGAAAUCAUUAAACAAGUUUUUAAUAACCCCGAACAAGUUAUCUCUAAAUAUGUUCUUAAUUUGUAUCAUUCCCAUUUACAAAUGUACAUACAAGAACGAUUAUCCAUUACUAAAUUGGAUACUUAUAAUUAUUUAAAAGUUUUAUAUGAUCUUUAUUCGAGGACUCUUCAACUCUCCUCCAAUUUAGAAUCAGCAAAUAUGAGCGAUAAAUCUUUCUUAGAAAAACUUACAAACAACAUUUAUAAAUCGUACAUUGAAAAUUACAUCAAUUUAGAAUUGGAUUGUUUAAAAGGUCGUCUCGCGGACGUUUUGAAGAAAUAUUAUGAAUCAAAGAAUCAUCAAAAGAGACAGUUACAUUCUGGGGGUUUCCAAGAAUUAAGGAGGGAUAUCCAAGCAGCAAUCGGUACAAGAACCAACUUAAAUAUUGCUCAAAUUGAAAAUUAUGGAGGCGAAACAUUUUUAUCAGAAGAAUUGGCCAUUACUGUGUUACAAGAUAGUAAAUUAGCGUUUCAAAGAUGUCUUUUGUUAUCAAAAUCAGAUGAGAAAGCUUCAAACGCAGUAAGAAUUUUGGAUGAAUUACAAAAAUAUUUAUUGAUUGAUCAUAUUGCUUACGCAAUCGAAUUGGGUCUUCAAUCAAUUCCGGUCGUUGAAGGACCAAAAAUUCCUCCGAAUUUCUAUUUUUUUACGGUUAUUCAUCAAAGUAAUAACAUAAUACAUUUGUUGGAAAAACAAUUUGUUGAUUUGGUGGUUCCGUUAGUUACUAAAAGCCCGGAAAAGUACAGCGAAUGCUUACAAAUGAAAAAACAGAGAUUGGAAGAGAUUGAAAAGAAAGUUAAUAUUGGUUUUGAUCGUUGUUUAACCGCUAUUGUUACGUGGGUCAAACUUUAUUUACAAAGUGAGCAAAAGAAAAGUGAUUUUAAACCGGAUACGGAUGAUAUAAAUACUGUUGCGUCAAACGCUUGCCGUGGAGUUACUCAAUAUAUCACCAACACAAUAAGUCAAAUAACAAACAAUUUAGAUGGAAAUAACGUUGUUGUUAUUCUUCAAGAAUUGGGUAUUAAACUUCAUAAAGUUAUUUAUGAACACCUCUUACAAUUUCAAUAUAAUACCUUAGGUGGUAUGAUUGUAAUUUGCGAUUUAAACGAAUAUAGGUCAUGUACAAAACCAUUGGGUCCUUUAGUUGCAAAACUUUUUGAAACACUCCACGCACUUUGCAAUUUAUUAUUGGUUAAACCAGAAAAUUUGGAUCAAGUUCGAGAAGAUUCAUUAGUUGAUUUGGAUCCAUCUAUAGUUAACAGCUUUAUCCAGUUAAGAAGUGAUGCUAAAAUACUUAAAUUAAGAAUUUAAAAUCAUAAAUUUAUUUUAAUUUGAGAGAGUUAUUAUUUUUUUGUUUUGUACAAUUAACAUUAAACUUUCAGCCUUAAAAACGAUAA